UCACCACAGCGUGUAAACAUUCACACACGGUACAAACCCGCGGUGAAACGCUAAGAGGUUCUGCAGAAGCCCUCUUAUUUUGUUUUAUUCAUCAAUAAACCUGAGCAGGGAGGGAGGCUGCCCGGGUAGUUCCGCUGUAUGUUUACAUGAAUACAAAAAACAAAAAGGAGAAGCUGGUGGACGCUUUCAUUGUGAGGUGGACCGAGGUACAGCAGCUAAAGGGGGGCUCGCCGAACCGCGAUGGCAGCGGCGACUGUUGUGGAGGCCGAUGCGGCGACAAGCGACGACGGAGCGGGUUUCUCCGACGUGCACAGCCGGGGAUGGGAUGAGUCCCAGCUCCGAAAAUACUCGUUCCCAACCAAGCCCAUUCCCCGGCUGUCUUCCACGGAUCCCAGAGCGGAGACGCUCAUGAACAACGAGGAACCGGUGGUUUUAACGGACACCAACCUCGUAUAUCCAGCGCUGAAGUGGGACAUCCCAUACCUCCUGGAAAACAUUGGAAAUGGAGACUUCUCUGUUUACAGUUCGGAGAACCACAAAUUUCUCUACUAUGAUGAGAAGAAAAUGUGUAACUUUAUGGACUUUGUUCCCAAGUCUCGUCGAGUGGACAUGAAAUUCUCUGAGUUUGUGGAUACCAUGCAAAAACGAGAAGAAGAGGGAGGAGAGGAUAGAGUCUAUUUGCAGCAAACCCUGAAUGACACAGUAGGAAAGAAGAUUGUUGUUGAUUUUCUUGGUUUCAACUGGAACUGGAUCAAUAGACAGCAAGCCGCGCUGAACUGGGGACCGCUGACGUCCAACUUGCUGCUGGUUGGCAUGGAGGGCAAUGUGACACCAGCACAUUAUGACGAACAGCAGAACUUCUUUGCACAGAUAAAAGGCCAUAAAAGAUGCAUCCUCUUCCCCCCAGACCAGUUUGAGUGUCUCUAUCCUUACCCUGUCCAUCAUCCGUGUGACAGACAGAGCCAAGUUGAUUUUGAUAACCCUGACUAUGAGAAGUUUCCAAAUUUUAAAAACCUUGUUGGCUAUGAAGCUGUUGUGGGACCUGGAGAUGUUCUCUACAUCCCUAUGUAUUGGUGGCAUCACAUCGAGUCAUUGUUGAACGGCGGAGUCACUGUCACAGUUAACUUCUGGUACAAAGGAGCUCCAACACCAAAGAAGAUAGAGUACCCUCUGCGAGCUCAUCAAAAAGUUGCUAUCAUGAGGAAUAUUGAGAAAAUGCUUGGAGAAGCACUUGGAGAUCCCCAUGAGGUCGGGCCGUUACUAAAAUCAAUGAUCAAAGGGCGAUAUGACCAGGGCCUCAGUUAGAGCUCCAACGUUGUAACUGCUGAAUGGACUGCUCCACAAACUGUUUGCAUGUGAAGUGUGUGUCUGUGUGUUUUUUUUUUUUUUUUUUAGUGUGCAUUCUGUCAUUGGAGCUAAGUGACAGUGCGUGGCCGUAAUCAGCCAUAAUGAAAUAAUUCAGUUUCGGUCUCAGAACACCGUGAUCAUAACAACUGCGCCGAGUAAAGGAAGAAAAAUGAAUCAAACCAUUGGGAUUUCAUCCAACUUGAAGAUGGUUGUUUUGCUGUUGGAGAGAAGAAAUGAGGACACUUCCUUGAAUCAGUGUUUCCUUAAGUCUUACAAUUUCUGCUUUUGGCCUUAAGUUUUAAUAUUUGUAUCUGCGAGGAAACAGACUUUAGAGAACAUAUAAAGAGAUACCUUCUCUAUAAGGAAUAAACAGUUGCAGCUCAAUAUUAAGUUCUUAUAGCAAAACAACUUUAGAAAUGAGCGUUCUAAGAUAAUUUAUCUAUAUUAGGUAAUUUCGUACUAAUGUGCAGUCAUUUAUUAGCAAGACUGGCCAUGAUUUCAAAGUAUCAAAAUCAGUUGCUAUAUGAUGAUGAUAAAUGGCUGAGAAAGAGAGGAUGCCUCGGAAAGUAAUACUUUUUAUAAAUGCUUUUGGUUGUCUUUAAUUUGUAUCUUAAGUGCUUCAUUGGAUUUGCAGCCAAGAAAUCCAGUAAGAGGAUUGCUGAAAAUAAAUGUUGCAACUUUAGUUGCUAGUACUAGUUUCUCUUAAAUGGUAAUUACACCAAGUUAAAAGGUACAAAUAAUAAUUAUAUUCUACCAGUUGACUGAACUUGUGAGACCAAGUGCUGGCAUGAAGCUUUGUAAAAGCAAAUGUUGCGAAGCUUAAAGCGCCAUCUACUGGUCAGAUUUGAAAUAGCUUGUUAAGCUGUCCCAUUUUUUUAGAAUAGGAAACUAGAAAUGUAAUCAGUAAGCAAUAUUUAGGCUCCAUUAUUGUAAUCUUGAAGUUAUCAAUGAUCUGACAUACACUUGUUUUGACCUUUUUUUCACAGCCUGUGUAAAGGUAAAGGCUAGUCAGCCUUUAACUUACUCUAAAUGUUUCUUUUAUGGUCUCUAGGACAGGUCGAUACAAGAGUUUCUUUGCUUCUAAUGUUUCUGAGAAGUUUUUUGAUGCUUCAGAUCCGAGUGAAACAAGAAGCAUAAUAUUGUGUGGCGUGCCAAACAAAUUGAGCUCCAUGUUCAGAAAGUUGGUUGACACAGAUUUUCUUGUUAACUGAUGGUGUGCAUAUGUAUAUUUUACUAAUUGCACUCCAUUAAAUGGUUUUAAUUCAUGUGUAAAAAAUGAUCUGGGUGGGUUUUUUUAUGUGAAUUGUUUACUGAAUGCAUUUGCCUGAUACAUGGCAAAAAAAAAGAAGGUGAUGUUAAACUUUUCUAUUAUGGUGAAUGUGUUUGUUUUCACUUUGGCAUUAAAAGGUGUAAAUUUGAAAUUGUUACCGUUUUAUUUUAUGUCAAGUCUAUUCAAUGAUUCAGUUUUCAAUAUAAAAUACUUUUCUUUAA
This is a messenger RNA of Poeciliopsis prolifica (blackstripe livebearer), 2838 nucleotides long. It is a transcript of the gene hif1an, whose product is annotated as hypoxia inducible factor 1 subunit alpha inhibitor. Gene Ontology annotation, biological process: peptidyl-aspartic acid hydroxylation; negative regulation of Notch signaling pathway. Gene Ontology annotation, cellular component: cytoplasm; nucleus. NCBI's taxonomy places the organism in Eukaryota, Metazoa, Chordata, Actinopteri, Cyprinodontiformes, Poeciliidae. The record is from RefSeq and is a predicted model, not a curated record. Bases 241 to 1305 code for a protein of 354 amino acids. Gene Ontology annotation, molecular function: peptidyl-histidine dioxygenase activity; ankyrin repeat binding; [protein]-asparagine 3-dioxygenase activity. The transcript is spliced from 8 exons.